AUGUGCUCUUUGAUAAUCACGACAGGAUCUAAGUGAAGUUCACUUGUGGAGUGAUUGAUGUAAAUUUGACUUUUUGUUGUACAAUGCCCUUAAAUUGGUGAUCCCUUGUAGGCUGUUAUGAAUAUCUAUUAGAAGAUCAAUGACAUGACUCAGUCGUUGUAUAUUAAAUCACGUAAAUCUAAAAUUUAUAAAACUAGAAAAUAUGAUUUUUCAGAUAUUUAGAAGUAUUUCUGAAUAAAUAUAUUAAUUAUAAUUUCAAUAAAACUUCCAAAAAUAUCGGUAAUUUUUCAGGUCGAUCACAGGGAUGUAAUAUAAUAUUUGGUAAUUAUUCAGAUUUUUUCUCAAUGAAUACGAUUUUCUAUAAAUUUUAUACUAGGAAAUGAAAAGAAAAUAUAUUUAAAGCUCACGAAAAAAGGAAAUAAGGGUGCAAACGUCAGGAUGACGUCAGUGCCUGGCGAACGCGAAUCGGGUGGAAACAGAGUUCUGCCCGGCGAUUCUUACGUAAGCGAUUACAGACGAUUUAAUUAAUCAAAUUAAGAUCUAUAAAAGCUGAAAGAAUCGUAAUUGAAUGAAAUAUAUUUUGGUAAAUUAAAAUCACACAAAGUAUCACUAAAUGAAGCGUAAAUUAAGUUGAAAGCAAGAAAAUAGAGUUCCGGCGUCGCAACGGCAAUGGGUCGGCGAUGUACCGGAAUCCUGAGCGUUCGGGAGGAUUGUCGUGCAGUGUCCACAGCCUCAAAGGCUCUCCUUGGACAAAGACGAUGUGGGUAAUCUCUAGAUCUCUUUUCGAAGUCUAGAGAUCAAUGAAAUGGGUCGUCAACUCAUCUCCGGCAGCUGUUACCUGGCAGAGCAGAAAAACGGCGACUUUGCGGCUCUCUGGCGGCUGUCACCCGACGGAGAGGAACUGGAUGGAGGUGGGGCGUGUGUCAGGGAGCUUCAUCCUCAAGUCCACGCAGCAAGAGGAGGCUCUUCAUCACAUCUGGUAUGCUCUCAGGAGGUGGCGACUCGUCUCCCGGCGGAUCGUCCUCUUCCCGAUGACGGUUUGUUCAUCGAUCAAUCAGAGAUGAUUUACUUGAUGGAUUCACGAUCCUUUUAUCGCGAAUCGUUCAGCAAUUUUAGUAGCAAUGCUCCGCGAAUCGCAUUGACGAGAUUUUCACUGAUGAUCCAUCAAUUCUCGUUGUUUAAUCCUUCACCGAUGAUCUAUAGGAAAGUUGUGAUAAUCAAAUAAAAAUAUAUGAAUUUUGACUCUGGGAGGAUUCGAACCUGCGCCGGUUGUCCGCCUCUUCUGAGGAAGGUGUGAUGUGGGUUUAGUCCCACAUCAAUUGUGCGCCGAUUUUUCAAGCGAAUAUAUAGGUUACAUUUCUAAGGAAAGUUCCUUCUCUCGCGUGUAUGACCACUCCUUGCCCCACAGCCGGCUGGCCACCGGUGACGUGGAAGGGGAGUGGCGCACACAUACUCCUAUCGGUCUAAGCCACUCGAGCCCUUGCUCGCGGCUACUCCCUGACUGAGCUUCUGACCCGCUUGCGGGCCCGGUUGGCCGGCGGGGUCCCCCUCAUUUUAUCUUUUUUUUAUUUUUUAUUUCUUUUUCUUCAUUUAUCUCAAAAGCAAGAUUGUAAAAAUCAUAUAAAUUCAUGUAAAAUCACAUAAUUACCUAAAAAUUCACAUUAAUCAACUAAAAACCACUUUUCACACUUUAACAUAAAUAUAAGUCUAUUUAUCAUGAGAUAAGAUUAAAACUAUAUUAUUUACUAAUUAUUAACUCAUGAUAAUGAAGACUUAUCACACCCCCCAACUUAAAUCAUUGCUAGUCCCUUAGCAAUGGAAUUACGAAAAUAAAAAUUUACAAAUCUCAAACAUCAUAUUUUAAUACAGAAAAAAAAAUACAAUUAGAAAUGAUACACCUUUAAACACUUUGGAUUCUUAUAUCAAGUAUUUAAGAAUAAUGUCAAGCACUUAAAUGUUUAAACACUCCUUGGAAUAACAAUCUAGACUUCACUUCUUCUAUUCACAUCUUUAUCACUUCUUCACUCAUAGAUGUAUUUACAAGAUGUUCCAAUUAUCAAUACUCAUCCAAGAAUAAUAUUGAUCCUACAUUUCCCUUUUUCUAUGACUUGAUUUUUGAAGUUUGCACUAUAUUUCUUCCUUCUUUUUUUCUUUUUUUUUUAUAUAUAGUGGAUAAGUAGCUUUUUCUAUAGACAAAUUUCGACAAUAAGAAUGAUGUCUCACACCCUCUAUGUGUACUCUUCAUUUUCAGGGCUUUCACUUUAUCUACUUAUUUUGCAGCAAAUGUUUUCUAUGCACGAUUUUCGACAAUGAGAAUGAUGUCUCACACCCUCUAUGUGUACUCUUCGUUUCUAGAUUUUUCACAUUGCUCUCUCUUUUUUUUUUUUUUUUUUCGAAAUAAGUGAUUUCUCUUCACAAGUCCUAUAGAUCAGGAUGUAAAAAUCUCCAUUAAACUCAAAUGAUCAAUCAAAUUUUCACAUCAAGUAAAUACUAUCCAUCAAGAUCAUGAAGUGAAAAUCUGUAAAAUCAAAUCCAUAUUAUCUAUCAUGUAUCCAAGGAGUAUUCCAACAUUUCAUGCUACUAGAUCAUUCUUUUGACUCAAUAAUAAUCUUUCUAGUAUCUUUUGGUAUCAAUCAAUCUAAUUGAUUUAAUUUUUCAUGCAUGCAAUAUGAUGUAAGAAAUUUGUAAAUUAGAUAGUUCUGAUAGUUCUAUUUUCUAUUUUUAGUUCUAUUUUAGCAGCAAUAAAUUUGCCAAAAAUAAAUCAAAACUAUCUUCUUUAUAGCUGUAAUUUCGAAUUUCAGUAAUAUAUGUCUAGGGGAUUGAAAUGUGAGAAAAAGGUCUCUAUAAUUUCAAAUUUCAGGUUGUUUUUUCAUUUGCUAUUUUUGACAGUCUGUUGUUCUUGACAAAAAACCAGAAAAUAGAUGUUGUAAUUCUUUCGAAUUUUAUUUUAUUUUUAUUUUUUUAGUUUCUGUUCUAAGUUGAAUAAAAUGCAAACAUAUGUUCUUAAUCAUCUUACAACAUAAAUUAAUAAUGAAUACUUCACCCCCCAACUUAAAAAUGACAUUGUCCUCAAUGACAUAGAAAAAUCGAAAUAGAAUAUGCAGAAAAUAUAAUUUUCACGUGAAGCAUGCAUAUAUGCAAAGUUAAGCAUUAAAAAUGUUGUCAUAAAUGAUAAAGCUCCGAAAGACAUCACCUCAACCUCGUUUUUAAUUUUCCACUUCGUCUUACACUCCUCUUCCUGCACUUUUUCGAAAAAACAAAUACAAAAACAAGUACUGCGAAAUUCUAAGAAAAAUAGAGCUUAAAAAAAUCAAAUAAAAUGAAAUAAAAACCAUAGGUUGCCUCCCAUGCAGUGCUAAAUUUAAUGUCUUCAGCUGGACAGCUCUUAGAUCAUAUAAGAUGAUCUAUGGCCAUCAAAAUAUAUUUGUAUCCCAAGGUAAGUUUCAUGAUAUUCUUUUUCAGAUUUAGCAUAAAUUCAUAUACUUCAUAUAUAUACCUUGAUAUACUUUCAGGCAAAACAAAAUGGAAAUUAACAAAAUCUUCCCAAAAAUAAUAUUUUCAUUUUGAAAAGAAUUUUUCCUCAUUUCUAUCUUGUUUCGUAAGGCUCUCAUUCAUUAAUAAAUAUUUUAUAUUAAUAGACCAUAAAAUGUGAUCAGGCCAUAUAAUUUUCAAAUUAGCUCUUACCCAAUCUAGAAUUUUUUCAUUUAAAUUGAUAUCUCUAAUUCUUCCACUCACCCAUUUCUUAAUGUGUUCUUUUAUCUGCAUAAUCUUCCCCUGUUCUGUUUUAUCUUCCAUACAUAUUUAUUCAAUUUGUGAGGAGUGAAAUAUUUCAAGCUUAGAAAUAAUUCUAAUCGGCUGUGGAUUUUGAAGGAUGGAAGGAUUGUCUUCUUUAAUCUUAGAUCUAAUGAAUUCAGUAAAAUUCAAAUUUUCUCCUCUAAAAUUAUCUCUAUAUUCCAUUCAUUAUUUUCAUUUCUCCUCAUUAGUUGAAUCAACUCUUUUUCUAGCUUUUCGUUUCUCAACUCAUCAAAUUCUUCAUCUUCCCAAGAGCUAUCUUUUAAUUUCAGUAUAUGAUAUACAUCAUCAUCAACAUCCAUGGCUGCAAAAUUAUGAUUAGAUUUAUUAAUUUCGUCUCCUACAUCUCCCAAAUCAACUGAUUUUUCCUCACCUGAAAUAUGUUUUUCUUCAUUUGUGUCCUUACUCCCUUCUACUAAAAUUUGGAUAAUUUUUCCAUGAUCAGCUGCUGUUUCUUCAUCUAAGGGCUCUUUCUCCUCAUCAUCCUCACUAUAUUCAUUCAUCAAUUGUGAGCAAUAAAUAAUUUUAUUCAAAUUUUCUACUACUAUAUUUUCAGCCUUAAUAUUCUCAUUUACUUCUAAUAGCUCAUCAAUUUCUUGUAAUAAUUAGAAAUAAGGAUCAGGUAAAAUAUUCUCAAUCAAUGUAUUCACUGUCCUAAUAUUUUUAUUUCAUGGGUUUUUUUCUAAAUUUAUCCAGCUAGACUCUCUUUGCUGAAAUCCUAUUGUUGGAUAGUUUCCUGAAUUUUCUAUGAGCUAACUAGGUGGUUGUCCCUCUUCUCUCUUAUUCCCAAGAGCCUCUAUAAUUUGUUUCUGGUGCAGCAUCAUUUGAUUCAUAGUUUGUUACAUCAUUUGGCUCAUUUGCUACAUCAUUUCCAUAGCAUCAGGUUGGAUUUGAGAGGACUAAUUUUUCUGAAAUCUAUGUUCCUAUUUUGGACGAAAUUCAAAAUGUGAAUUGGAUCUAAGUGCUUCUACAUUUUGAAUAUUAUUUGGGUUUCUCCACGAAAAAUUAUUCCCCCAAUUAGGAUUAUAAGAAUUAGAAAAAUAUUCUCUAUUUUUACUAAAAUCGUGGGCUACCUGCACUUGUUCUUGCCUAUGAUGAUAUUGAAAUUUGAAAUGAUUAUUUUCACCAUACAUAUGACCUGUACCAUUUGAAUUAAAUUGAGGGUUAAGAGGCUUUCUAAUAUUGUCAAUAAGCAAAUCAAGUUUUUCAAAUCUUUGAUUAAUCUGAUUAACCUCAUUUCUAAAUUUAGAUUCAUUAUCAUGAUGCAAUUCAUGAAUUACUCUCUUCUUAUCCCUGUCAUAUAAUUCAAAAGAGGCUUGAUCUCUAGAAUUUUCACUUAAAUUCUCAUAAAGACUGUAAAUCUCAUCAGGGGUUUUCUCCAUAAAAGCUCCUCCACAUAUAGAAUCAAUAAUAUUUCUAUGUUGUUCUAAUAAUCCAUCAUAAAAAAAUUUAUUGAGCUGCCACUUGAGUAUAACAUGAUGAGGACACUUUCUAAGUAAAUCUUUGAAUGUUUCCUAUGUCUCAUGUAAAGUUUCUCCUGGUCUUUGGGAAAAAUUCCAUAUAUAUUUUUUCAUAUUUUGAGUUUUUCCUAAGGGAUAAAAUUUUCGAAGAAAGGGUUGUUCUAUGUCUUUCCAGCUAGUUAAUUAUCUAUCUAAUGUGGAUAGCCAAUGGUUAGCUUUGUCCCUAAGUGUAUGAGGAAAUAAUUUCAUCUUAAUAAUUUCCAGUGUAACUUGAGGGAGAUUAACUAAAUCACAGACCAUAUGAAAUUUUUCUAAGUGCUGAUGAAGUUCUUCUAAAGGCAAUCCAUGAAAAUUAGGGAGCAUUUGAAAAAUUCCUAGAUUUAUUUCGAAUUUAACAUUGGGUGUUAAUAGGACUCUAAUAUUGGAUGCUCUUUGAAAUGAAUCAGGGAUAUAAUAAUUUUUCAUGGCCAUAAGGAUUGUUCUCAAUUUAACCUGUACUUUCUUCAAGAUCUAUCAAAAUUAAUUUUUCUUUCGGAUUUUUAGUUUUGAAUGAAAUAAUGAAAGAAUUUUCUAGCCUUGGAUGUAAGGAUCUUCUACCAUGUAUAAAAAAUCAAUGAAUUCGAGAGAAAAGUUUAUUAAUUAUUACCCUCCUUCAGUAUGCUCCAGUCCUUGCCUUGUUUCUUUUUGUUCCCUUUUUCUAAAUAAAAAAAAUUCGGCAAGAAGAAAAUAAAAUAAGAGUUUUUUUUUUAUGUACUCUAAGAAAAAAACAGAAAAAUACUAAAUAUUAUGCAAUACAACCCUGGCAACGGUGCCAAAAUUUGACGUGACUCAGUCGUUGUAUAUUAAAUCACGUAAAUCUAAAAUUUAUAAAACUAGAAAAUACGAUUUUUCAGAUAUUUAGAAGUAUUUCUGAACAAACAUAUCAAUUAUAAUUCAAUAAAACAUCCAAAAAUAGCGGUAAUUUUCCAAGUCGAUCACAGGGAUGUAAUAUAAUAUUUGGUAAUUAUUCAGAUUUUUUCUCAAUGAAUACGAUUUUCUAUAAAUUUUAUACUAGGAAAUAAAAAGGAAAUAUAUUUAAAAUUCACGAAAAAAGGAAAUAAGGGUGCGGACGUCAAGAUGACGUCAGUGCCCGGCGAAUGCGAAUCGGGCGAAAAUAGAGUUCUACCCGGCGAUUCUUACGUAAGUGAUUACAUAUGAUUUAAUUAAUCAAAUUAAGAUUUGUAAAAGUCGAAAGAAUCGUAAUUGAACGAAGUAUAUUUUGGUAAAUUAAAAUCACACAAAGUAUCACUAAAUGAAGCGUAAAUUAAGUUGAAAGCAGGAAAAUAGAGUUCCGGCAUCGCAACGACAAUGCGUCAAUGAUGCACUAGAAUCCUAAGCAUUCGGGAGGAUCGUCAUGCAGUGUGCACGGCCUCGAAGGCUCUCCUUAGACAAAGACGACGUGGGCUAUCUCUAGAUCUCCUUUAGAAGUCUAGAGAUCAAUGAAAUGGGUCGUCGACUCAUCUCUGGCGGCUGUCACCCGGUGGAGCAGAAAAACGGCGACUUUGCGGCUCUCCGGCGGCUGUCACCCGACGGAGAGGAGCUAGAUGGAGGUGGGGCGCAUGUCAGGGAGCUUCAUCCUCAGGUCCACGCAGCAAGAGGAGGCUCUUCAUCACAUCUGGUAUGCUGUCAGGAGGUGGCGACUUGUCUCCCAGCAGAUCGUCCUCUUCCCGACGAUGGCUUGUUCGUCAAUCAAUCGAAGAUGAUUUACUCGAUGGAUUUGCGAUCCUUUUAUCGUGAAUCGUUCAGCAAUUUUAGUAGCAAUGCUCCGCAAAUCGCAUUGAUGAGAUUUUCACCGAUGAUCCAGCGAUUCUCGUUGUUUAAUCCUUCACUGGCGAUCUGUAGGAAAGUCGCAAUAAUCAAAUAAAAAUAUAUGAAUUUUGACUCUGGGAGGAUUCGAACCUGCGCCAGUUGUCCGCCCCUUCUGAGAAAGGUGUGAUGCGGGUUUAGUCCCACAUCAGUUGUGCGCCGAUUUUUCAAGUGAAUAUAUAGGUUACAUUUCUAAGCAAAGUUCCUUCUCUCGCGUGUAUGACCACUCCUUGCCCCACAGCCGGUUGGCCACCGGUGACGUGGAAGGGGAGUGGCGCACACGUGCUCCUAUCGGUCCAAGCCGCUCGAGCCCCUGCUCGCGGCUACUCCCUGACUGAGCUUCCAACCCACUUGCGGGCCCGGCUGGCCGGCGGGUCCCCCUCAUUUUGUCUUAUUUUUAUUUUUUAUUUCUUUUUCUUCAUUUAUCUCAAAAGCAAGAUUGUAAAAAUCAUAUAAAUUCAAGUAAAAUCACAUAAUUACCUAAAAAUUUACAUUAAUCAACUAAAAACCACUUUUCACACUUUAACAUAAAUAUAAGUCUAUUUAUCAUGAGUUAAGGCUAAAACUAUAUUAUUUACUAAUUAUUAACUCAUGAUAAUGAAGACUUAUCAAUAAGUAGUGCUGAGAAUUAUUCUACUUCACACUUCUUAGUCGGCAACUAUGAGCAAAUAUGGAAUUGCCUAUGGGUUUUUCUUAAAUUCAAGUAACAUUAUUUUUUUAUAAUAUUGUUAAGAUCACAAUGUAACACUAACUUUGCAGUGUCAAGACCUCCCAACAAACUGUUGUUUAGAGGAAGAAUAGAUCACGACUAG
Molecule: messenger RNA, 7909 nt
Organism: Spirodela intermedia
Lineage: Eukaryota; Viridiplantae; Streptophyta; Magnoliopsida; Alismatales; Araceae
Source: the annotation of a GenBank genome assembly